This is a messenger RNA of Histoplasma capsulatum G186AR, 1900 nucleotides long. RefSeq names its product peroxin 7. Gene Ontology annotation, biological process: protein import into peroxisome matrix. The record is from RefSeq and is a predicted model, not a curated record. Gene Ontology annotation, molecular function: protein binding. The coding region runs from base 109 to 1185 and encodes 358 amino acids. Lineage: Eukaryota; Fungi; Ascomycota; Eurotiomycetes; Onygenales; Ajellomycetaceae. Gene Ontology annotation, cellular component: cytosol; peroxisomal matrix. The transcript has 2 exons.
CUCAAAUUGACCCCAUGAGAAUAGCUGGUCGCCCAUAAAGCCGCGCCAACUUGUUUUGGGAUCACCAAUUGGAAGCAUUUCCCAUUCCUUUUUUCCCAGCUCGGCAACAUGCUUGAGUUCCGCACGGAGGGUUUCAAUGGAUAUGCAGUGAAAUACUCCCCUUUCUUCGACUCCCGCCUUGCGGUUGCUGCGUCUGCGAAUUUUGGCCUUGUUGGAAAUGGCAGGCUUUACAUUUUCGACUUGACACCCAACGGCAUCGUCCCUUUGAAAUACUUCACAACGCAAGAUUCUCUCUACGAUAUUGCUUGGUCCGAAAUCCAUGAAAACCAAGCCCUCGUGGGUUCCGGGGAUGGAAGCAUUAAGCUCUUCGAUGCUACAGUGGAUGAGUUUCCUGUCCAAGGAUGGAAAGAACAUUCUCGAGAAGUUUUCUCAGUACAUUGGAAUUUAGUAGCCAAGGACCGAUUUUCUUCCAGUAGUUGGGACGGAACCGUUAAAAUUUGGUCCCCCUCUAGACCGCAAUCACUCUUAACUCUCCCGACACAUAGCUGUACGUAUUCUGCCGCGUUUUCACCGCACUCUCCCGAUAUUUUAUCGUGUGUUUCCUCAGACUCGCACCUCCGCGUCUUCGAUUUGCGCACACCUGCGUCCGCAAACAAUCACCUUACAGUACAAAUCCCGAUUCACAAAGGAUCAUCGGUACCUACGAAGCCAGGAUUUCAACCUGCACCCGCUUCAUGCCCUCCAUCAGAGGCUCUGACGCAUGACUGGAACAAAUAUCGACCCUCAGUUCUUGCCACGGCCGGUGUCGACCGUACAAUCCGUACCUUUGAUAUCCGUGCUCCGCAUCAAGGUCCUCUCUCAGUCAUGAUUGGACAUGAAUAUGCCGUCAGAAAAGUUACCUGGUCACCGCAUCUUUCGCACGUUCUGCUUAGCGCUAGCUAUGACAUGACUUGCCGUGUUUGGAGCGACUGCUCCGAUACCGGAACGCCUGGUGAUGAUGCGGGCUUCAUGCAUGGCGGACCGAGCGCUGAAUCAGCAAUGGGCAGGGAGCUGGGGCGCAUGGGGCGCCAUACGGAGUUUGCCACAGGUGUAGAUUGGUGUCUCUUUGGGAGUGAAGGGUGGUGCGCAAGUUGUGGGUGGGACGAAAGGCUCUGUGUUUGGGAUGUGAGAGCGGUGAUGGCCUGAUACCAAAAUUUUUACUGAUAUGGUCUAUCUGACCGCAUCUCAAUGUCAUCUACCCUCGAAACCAUGAUGUGAUAUGGAUGGCCUACGUUUCGAUCUCUAUCACACGACCUUUUUUACACGUUUCGACUAGACCGCAAUUAAAUAACGACCGAAACUUGCAGCAGCGAGGAAAACAUUUGUAGUGUUACAACUGUCUGGAAAUAUUAUGCUUUCAAAUACCCUUGGAGUACCACUUACCUCUUCCAUGGCCACCUCAUCGGGGACCCAUCGGGGACCCAUCGGCUAAUAUCCGCUCAACGCUAGACGGUUCAACGAUACGAAACCCCCCCUCGCAAGCUCAGUGAGCACUAGAGGACCCCUUGUUGGCACAUUAUCUGCAUUUGUCGCCGUAGACUCAUAUCAGCUGUGAACGAACCCAUACUUCCACUGUCAAUUCCUACGUCUUUAGAUGUCAAAGUAACUCGUCCGCAGAUUUGACUAACGCAGCCCAAGCAAUGGUUUUGGCCCGGAUAUAUUGAAUUAGAAGGAUUGCAUAGCUUCUCAUCACUGUUAUGAUAGCGAAAUUGGCCUCUAAAUGUAGUUUCCGCCAUUGGGAUAUAGUUGCCCUCUGGGGAAUAGCCUGACUCAAGACAUUUGGAAAGGAUCUUAAAUGGGGUGCGUGAUAUUGAGAGUCAGGCUAGUCCAAUAUGAAAUAAAUCAUAAAACCGUUCAUGAG